Vespa mandarinia (Asian giant hornet) is the source of this 2475-nucleotide messenger RNA. Its product is annotated as thiamine pyrophosphokinase 1. The record is from RefSeq and is a predicted model, not a curated record. Gene Ontology annotation, biological process: thiamine diphosphate biosynthetic process; thiamine metabolic process. Gene Ontology annotation, molecular function: protein binding; thiamine binding; thiamine diphosphokinase activity. NCBI's taxonomy places the organism in Eukaryota, Metazoa, Arthropoda, Insecta, Hymenoptera, Vespidae.
UAGAUGUAAAUUUUUCUAAUAAAUUAUAUUUAAUAUUCGGAGUAUUCUGAAAUUUAGGAAAAAUAAUUUAAUUACAUUGUAUUGUUUUACACAAUAUAUACAUUAUUAUUACAUGAUCGAUUAAGAAAAAAUAAAAAAACAAACCGUAAAGAAAGUACUGUAUAUAGUGCAUGAAUUAUAAUAAACUUGGGAUUAUAAACAUGUAUUGUAGUUGUAAAGGUGCUUCGUUUGUUGGUAAUAAAAUUAAGAUAUUUCGAAAAAUUUCAUUGUUGAGUAUUCUAAUUUGAAAAGUUUUUAUUAUUUUAUUAUAUUCAUAGGAUUUUUAAAAACGAUACUAGAUGAGCUGACUCCGUUAAAAGUGAACAAAUAUAAGUUAUUCUCUAUAUAUUUCGUAGUAAAAUUAUAGUGAUCAAUACUUUUUUAUGGAUUUGUGCAUUUCAUUAUAUAAUCAGAAUAAUUGUGUGCGUAUCUAAUUGUUUAACUACCAAGGUUUAGUUUUCAUUCUUGCAGCUAUCGGCGCUGUAAUCUGUGCUUGACGAAUGGCCGAUAAACACACAAUAUAUAGUACCGAGUUAAUAUUAGAUAAAAUUUGGGAAGGUUUCGAAGUAGAAAAUUUUAAACAUACAGAUAUGAAAAGUGAAGCAUUUUGGAAACGUCGUUUCUGUCGGACAAAAUCAAAAUACAUGUUAUUAAUUGUAUUUGUCGCUGGUAUUGUUUUCUUCAAACAUCAAAUAUUUUAUCUUAAAGAAUUGAAUAGCGCGAUCGUGGGUAAAUUAAUAACCGGCUCCGUACGAACAUCUAAUUACAUCGUAACCGGAAAAGUACGUUCAAAAUGGAACGAACCGAAAUAUUCUAAAUUAAUACAAGAUAAAAAUGGCCGAACUGUUUCGUUACGUGGCAUACGUAACGAAGAUAUUACCAAGUAUCUUCCUAAUGCUAGAGAUAAGUUUGUCUGUUUUUCUUCGAAACAAGAAAUAGAUUUUAUUCAAAUAAACGACGAUUAUUGUGAUUGUCCAUUAGAUGGCAGCGAUGAACCAGGUACAAAUGCAUGUAACAACGGUACAUUUUAUUGUGAAAGUUCUUCGUUAAAAUUUAAAGGAAAAAUUCCUUCCUAUAAAGUCAACGACGGCUAUUGUGAUUGUUGCGAUGGUUCAGAUGAAUGGGCAGAAAUUUUGUUGUUAUAUAUGCCUAAUGUUUAUCGAAAAUACAAAUUAACUUUGAGGAUGCAACAUGAACUGGAAAUCGAGAAGAAUGUUUGGGAUCCUCUUAACAUUUUUCACGUCAUUGACGACUACAAAUACGCCGUUGUUGUAUUAAAUUGUCCUAUAUGUUUGAAAUAUAAUUUGAUGUUUCAACUUUGGGAAAAAGCACAAGUAACUGUCACUGUUGAUGGAGGUACACACAGAUGGUUAAAUUAUUUAAAGGAACAAGGAAUAGAUGUACUUAAUGGAAAUUAUAGUAAAUAUGUACCAACUUUUAUUACUGGUGAUAUGGAUAGUUCUUCACCAUAUACAAUUCACAGAUUACAAGAUAUUGGUUCCAAAGUUAUCAUAACGCCUGAUCAAAUGUUUACAGAUUAUACAAAAGCUAUAAUGCAAUUGGAUCUUCAUAUUAAGAAAGAGAAUAUAAAUUUAAAUGGUAUAUUUGUAAUAGUAGAAAAUUCAGGCAGAUUCGAUCAUCUACUUGGCAAUAUUAAUACACUUCAUAAAGCUGAAAAAAUUAUACAAAAUAUACAGAUAAUACAAGUUGCAAGUGAUUCAUUAACAUGGCUGCUAAAGCCAGGUUUCCACAGGAUAAAAAUACCCGACAUAUUGCUUGAGAAAAAUAAUUGGUGUGGACUAUUGCCGAUAGGUGCACCUGCUAAUCAUGUAUCGACGACUGGUUUAAAAUGGAAUUUAGAUAAUGCAUCUAUGCAGUUUGGUGGCUUAGUUAGUACUUCAAAUACAUAUGACAAAUAUCCUGAAGUAACUAUAAAUACAGACGUACCUUUAAUUUGGACGAUGGGGAUUGAACCGUUAAUGAAUACUAUAAAUGAUAUGGAGAAUUCGUCUAUGAACACUCGUCUAUGAACACAUUAAUAUUAUAUAGUAUUCUAUUAUAUCUUUCUUAGUUUAUUUAGUUUCUUAGUAUAUUAUUUAUUUAUGAUAAAAAAUCUAAGGAACUUGUAAAAUAAGAAACAUAUAUGGUUAUAAUCAAAGAACCUUCAUUUAUUAGUAUAUAUAAUUAUUAUUAUUGUACAUUAAUAGAACAAUUUGUUAAAUUUGUAUUUACGAAAUCUAACUUAUCUGUUAUUUGGGGUAGGUAUUAAAGAAAUCUCAGAGAUUUUCAUAUUAAAACAGAUUUUGAUUUUUAUAAAUUAAGGACCUCAAAGGUAUCUUUUCGAGGAUUAUAUGGAUUUCAUGUACAUUCUUUGAUAAUUUUUUAUAUACCUGUUUACUUGAAAGUACAAAGUACUUAUUCGUUGCAAAUGUAAAA